This is a messenger RNA of Python bivittatus (Burmese python), 3284 nucleotides long. RefSeq names its product galanin receptor 2 (gene GALR2). NCBI's taxonomy places the organism in Eukaryota, Metazoa, Chordata, Lepidosauria, Squamata, Pythonidae. Gene Ontology annotation, biological process: G protein-coupled receptor signaling pathway. The record is from RefSeq and is a predicted model, not a curated record. Gene Ontology annotation, cellular component: plasma membrane. Gene Ontology annotation, molecular function: G protein-coupled receptor activity.
CCAGUAACUCUUUGAAAUGUUUUGGAAGAGAACUUGUAGCACAAGAGGUCCUUUCCCUGACCUAUCAGAUGGUGUAGCUCAUUCAACUGCAUUUUAAGUUCUCAAUGGAAGCCUUUUGAACCCUUCCAGCUAAAGCACAUGGGCAACUACCUAAAUGGUCAGAGAGAGUAUGUGUAUGUGUAUACGAGGAGGGGACUGUAUUUCCAUAGACACCAUUACUUUUAUUUUGGCUGUUUUGUCUCCCUGGAAACAAGGGGCAGUCUUGAAUAUAUUACUUGUCCCCCAUGAAUACGAUGAAGGAGGGUUCAGCACACGCUGAACAUAACAGGCUCGGCGGGAGAAUAUCAAACAGCUAGUAAGCACGACUGGCAUGAAGUUUAGUCUCAGCUUGCACACCUACAGGAGUGACUGUCACUGAAUGGUUUCCUGUGAGGGACACAGCAGAAAGCUAAAAAGCAUUCCAGCACUGCGCAAAGUGGAAAUCCGCUGACAAGAAAAGAAAAGUGGAGCUUUACAGUAUGUGAUGGCAGACAGAGGUCUGGCAUCAGUGAAUGGAUGUUCCUCUGAUCUGCAGGAUUACAAAUGGAAAAGUAGAUGCAGAAAAGAUCGGAGAAGAAGGAAAUUAUUUUUUUCAAGAAGUUCCGUCUGAAAGCAAUCUGAAGCUGUAAGUGACUUGUGCAUUUCUGGCAAGUUCAGGUAGAGGAAAGAAGCUUGACUCCAUUUCUUCCCUAUCAGAGGACACUUUGCUUCCGAGAUGAACAGAUCACUGGCCCUCCUAAACUCUUCAGGGAGCAGUGAGAGCAACACUUGGCAGCUGAUCUCUGUGAUCAUUCCCUUGGUGUACUCUCUGAUCUUCCUAGUGGGCACAGUGGGCAACUCUCUGGUCCUGGCAGUGCUGCUGAGGAAUGGGCAAGUGAACAAUACCACCAACCUCUUCAUCCUCAAUCUAGGUGUGGCUGACCUGUGUUUCAUUGUGUUCUGUGUGCCUUUCCAGGCCACCAUCUAUAGCCUGGAUGAUUGGAUCUUUGGCCCCUUCAUGUGCAAAGCAGUGCACUUCUUCAUCUACCUGACCAUGUAUGCCAGCAGCUUCACUCUCACGACUGUAUCCUUAGAUAGGUAUUUGGCUAUAAGGUAUCCUUUGCAUUCAAGAGAACUAAGAACACCCAGAAAUGCUCUCGCAGCAAUUUGCCUCAUCUGGAGUCUUUCAUUCAUCUUCUCUGGACCGUAUGUGAGCUACUACCAGGAGUUUCAGAUUGCCAAUGUUACUGUCUGUCAUCCCAUCUGGAAAAUCUCACAGCGCAAAAUUAUGGACCUCUGCACAUUUGUCUUCAGCUAUGUCAUCCCAGUGUUGAUCCUCAGCCUCACCUACCUGAGGACUAUCCGCUAUCUAUGGACAUCUGUGGAUCCCAUGAAAGUCAUGUCUGAUUCCAAGAAGGGUAAACGCAAAGUCACUCGGAUGAUCAUCAUUGUGGCUGUUCUCUUCUGCCUUUGUUGGCUGCCCCAUCACUUGGUCAUCCUCUGUUUUUGGUUUGGCUAUUUCCCCCUCAACAAUGUUACCUAUGUGCUCAGGGUCCUGUCUCACCUAAUCUCAUAUGCCAAUUCCUGCGUCAAUCCUAUCGUCUAUGCCCUGGUAUCCAAGCAUUUCCGCAAGGGUUUCAAGAAGAUCUUCAGUUGCCUCCUGCAUAAAAGAGUGACCAACAAAGUUCAUGUAGCACAGAUGACCCACACAGUUAGUACUUUGGAGGGAGAUUUAACAGAGGUAAUGCAUGUCAAUGAGCCUGUACAUACAGGAACUUCCACUUGCUGCCAGAUCCCAGUUCAGACAUGGGAUGAGGCAGAACAGCUGAGCCAUCAAGAGAAAGUUACUAACUCUCAUCACUUUCAAGGUCAUUUAGGAUAGUUCUUGCAGUAGUGGGUUCCAAUCAAAGGAUUGCUAUAAUUGUUUAAAUUUAAGGAUUUUUUUUUUUUUUACAAAACAUGGGAUUUAAAAACCUAAGAACUGACAGAUGGUUCAAACCAAGGUUCCAUAUACUUAUUAGUUAUUGUUCCAAAAAGAAGUCUGUGCCAGAAUUAAUGAACCGUAAAAGGAUCUAUAUUAGCAAUGGUCAUAGCACACUGAGGACAAGGUGACCUUAUCUCAGAUAAGAAUGAUGGAUAGGGAGUUAUUUGGGGGGACUGGCUAGUACAUUUUUGGCAGUGGGUUUAAUUCAAGAGAUUAGCCAGCCACCAAACUGUGAAUAUGGACUAGCAGUGUGUUACAAGCAUGCAAUCCUGAUAUUAGAGUUCUAUGCCUCUGAAGAGGAUUUGAUUAAAUGGCUCUCAGAUCUUUUUCAACCUUUGAUGCUGUGAGUUUCAGACAAGGAAGAUAACUCUGCCAGAGAAUGAGACUGGCUGGUUGGGUCAGGACUUUGAAACAGUGAGGUGAGCUCCCAUGGGCUGUUUGUAUUGUUUGUACUCAGGCUCAGAAUAAAGUAUUCCUAGGAACAUGCAACAUGGACUCACUAAGAUUUAUGUACACAUAAAUGAACUGUUAAUCAUGUUUAGGUUCCAAAAGAACAUUUAUGACGUAUGGUGAGGUACUUCCCACCCACUGCAAAAUACGAACAACAACAGCCACUUGGUGAAUGUGCUUUGCGAUUGGCUGAAUUGACUUUCCUGGGGUAUCACAUUAUUUUCUCAACAGGACCUAUUUCUGUGAUAACAGCUACAAGAAAUCAAUUUUGUUCUGAUGGCAGGGACUGAAAGAGUAACACUGGGGAGAAUGUGCUUUUUAAAAACUCUGUAUGCUAAAAUGAUACUUAUUUGUAUUACUUAUUUCCUGAAAUUCAAAUGACACAGGCAACCCACAAAGCCAUUUUGAUCACCUAAUGAUAGUAAAAACAAAACAAAGGUGGGAUAACAUAACGAAACAUAAGCUUUUAUAUACAUGCUCUGUGGCAUUGGUUUAACAUGUCCCUUUUUUGUAACAGAAGUUUUGAUAAGGACGGGUCCUUCUGCAGUAUAACAUCUGGAUGAUUUUUUUUAGGAAGAGAUCAUUAUGGAGUAUCUGGUAGACAUGUCUUGCUUUCACCGCAAUGCCAUUUGCGCCAAUUUUAACACAAGGUAAUUUCCAAUAUACUUUGGGUGGUGUUCAGUGAACUGAAAUCCACAUUUACUCUUGAGGCUUGUUAAUAUAUGCCCUUGUCACUUUGGAGACUCUGGAGCAAAUCAUAAUCAUCUGUUCUGGCAUUGUGUUGCACAGUAGCAGGUACUGUUUGUUGAUUUUUUGUCAAUUAAAAACACGG